UUGGGUCUACGCCCCAGCGAACGCUUCAGCGGCAUUGUUUCCCGCGACUUUAAACCUCCAACCACCACACACUACCUAUACGUACACCACAUAUACAAUCCAAAUAUACCCAUUUCUCUCUCUCUCUCUCUGACCCACAAAUUAUUUCAUUCAUUUUCUCUCUCUAGGGUUCGAGUUUCCAUUUCCUCCUUCAAUUUCAGUUGAUUGUGCUAUUCUUGCUAAUUCUGAUUCAUUGGUAUUCGUUUUCUAUUGAUUUGGGUUUUUGGGUUUGCUAUAGUUUUCCGAGUUCUUUCAUUCUGCGUUGGUGUGUGUAAAGAAAAUUGGAAGAGAAAGUGGUAGACAGAGAGAGAAGGACGAAGGGGGAUAACAUUGGAGUGGUGGUGUUGUGAUCAGGUCUUCCUAAGAAGAUCUGAGUCUGUUUCUUCUUCUUCUUCUUUCUAAACAAGAAAUGAGUGCUUCCAGGUUCAUAAAGUGCGUCACGGUCGGUGACGGUGCCGUUGGCAAGACCUGUCUUCUCAUUUCUUACACCAGCAACACUUUCCCCACCGACUACGUGCCGACUGUAUUCGACAAUUUCAGUGCAAAUGUGGUUGUCAAUGGGAGUACUGUCAACCUUGGAUUGUGGGAUACUGCUGGACAGGAGGAUUACAAUAGAUUAAGACCCUUAAGUUAUCGUGGGGCGGAUGUUUUCAUCCUAGCAUUCUCUCUCAUUAGCAAGGCUAGCUAUGAAAAUGUUUCUAAAAAGUGGAUUCCUGAGUUGAAGCAUUACGCUCCUGGUGUCCCUAUAGUUCUUGUUGGAACAAAACUUGAUCUUCGGGAUGAUAAACAAUUCUUUAUAGACCAUCCUGGCGCCGUGCCAAUUACAACUGCUCAGGGCGAGGAGCUAAGGAAGCUGAUUGGUGCACCUGCUUACAUUGAGUGUAGCUCAAAAACACAGCUGAAUGUAAAGGCUGUUUUUGACGCUGCCAUCAAAGUUGUGCUCCAGCCACCCAAGACAAAGAAAAAGAAGGGAAAGGGGCAGAAGGCCUGCUCCAUAUUGUGAACAAGCAGCGGUCUGAAGAGCAACCUCCAUCCAAUUCUCACCAUUUUUCUUCCCUAUAUAUCCUUUUCUCUUCCAUUUGUCUUGCACGAAGCAAGAGGUCCUGGUAUGUGUAGUACUGGAGAUCUCCUAAAACUGUGAGGUGGAAAUUUUAUUGUGUAUUCUUGUGCUCUCCAUUUGUAGAGUUACACUGUGUUUGUACCCACCUCAUUCCCAAUAGACCGGAAGAUUCCAGUUAUGAGAACAAGUUUGCGUUAUAGUGAUGUGUUUUUAUUCAUUACUUUGUAUCUCAAUUUAAAGAUUUGGAAAUGUUGUUUGUGCUA
Messenger RNA from Camellia sinensis, 1362 nucleotides. Its product is annotated as rac-like GTP-binding protein RHO1. Gene Ontology annotation, molecular function: GTPase activity; GTP binding. Gene Ontology annotation, biological process: small GTPase-mediated signal transduction. NCBI's taxonomy places the organism in Eukaryota, Viridiplantae, Streptophyta, Magnoliopsida, Ericales, Theaceae. The record is from RefSeq and is a predicted model, not a curated record.